Messenger RNA from Pogonomyrmex barbatus (red harvester ant), 952 nucleotides. RefSeq names its product teneurin transmembrane protein Ten-m (gene Ten-m). The record is from RefSeq and is a predicted model, not a curated record. Gene Ontology annotation, biological process: motor neuron axon guidance. NCBI's taxonomy places the organism in Eukaryota, Metazoa, Arthropoda, Insecta, Hymenoptera, Formicidae.
CAGACUUUUGUUAAGCUUCCGAAGUGGGAAUUGUCAACGUGAGAUCGGUGACGAUUUAUCCCUGUGUAACCGUGACUCCGACAAGGAGUAACUAUCGAGGUACAUGAAAGAAGGACAUGAACUACUCGCAAGGGAAGGGACGGCUUUAUCCGGCCUACAAUCUAAGUGGCAGCGAGGGUGAGGAUAAUACCUCCAGUUUACGUAGUCGCGCCUAUCCGCAAAAUAAUCAUCAAACUAACCAGUCCUACCAUAAUCAUUACAAUACAAGUCAGCACAAACAGCGUGCCUAUCAACAGCAGCAGCAGCAGCAACAACAACAACAACAUCCCUUAUAUCAUAUGCCCGGCAGUGGUGCCGGUCUCAGCGACACACCGACUUCCGGUAACGCAUCUGACGAAACUCUCACUGAUAGCGACCUUAUCACUGUUGCUCGUGAUUCUGCGCUGCUCGUCCAUAACGGUGAGUACGUACAUUUACGAUCAUUCCCAUGGAUAUUCGUAUGGAAAGCGCGUCAUGAUGAUGCUAUACUCGUCUCUCAAAUUUGACGGCAAAUGUGAGUCUACGCGGUAACAAGCGCAUAUACCAAAUUACUAAAUAGCAAAGACAAGACUGCGUAUAUAGCGGCCGUACACGAUGUAACGAUGUCGAGAAUAUAGAGGCUAUGGCGGAGGUAACUCAAUGCAUUAUUCAGCUCGGUCAACCCUAACUCACGCAAGAUGCAUCCUCGCCUUCCUUCAUCCUCCUCCAGGAUAUACUGCAGCGGUCACCUAUACGUCACCACGCGUACCUGUGUACUGAAUACGUAUAUCGAUCUAGCGUUUCACGAGCCACUGAUUUCCACUUCGACAGUCAUGUCAGUGAUCACUUAUUAUUGACUUUGUAGACUUUGUCUUAUUAUUUUGUCGUUAUUUAAUUAUUUCGACGAUGAAAAUGAGAGCUUAUAUGAAAUGAG